Suillus fuscotomentosus is the source of this 2919-nucleotide messenger RNA. RefSeq lists its product as uncharacterized. The coding region runs from base 1 to 2919 and encodes 972 amino acids. The record is from RefSeq and is a predicted model, not a curated record. Lineage: Eukaryota; Fungi; Basidiomycota; Agaricomycetes; Boletales; Suillaceae. The transcript has 5 exons.
AUGACAUUCCAGUGUCCUUCGUGCGGGAAAGGUGGUUUCAAGGAUGAUGUAGCCGUUGCUCGGCACAUGAGCCAACCUCGCUCUGGCUGCAGUACAUGGCUGCAGGAUUUGAUAUGCUCGCGCUCUGAGUCUGAUAUGGACGAUGAACCUGUGAGUACUAAUACUAUGGACGACGGACCACAUACUAUUCCCGACAUUGAGACUGGUGGUUUUGGAGAUUGGGAUGAGAUGUUUGGAGGGAGUAGUAGUGAGCGCCAGGCUUACGAAGAGAGGACACCAACUCGUAACUCAGAAGUCAUCGACUCGUAUCCUGACUGCGCUCGAUCAUACGGCAGGGGCUACACGUUCCUCGACGUAUUCAAUUCAGACGAGAACAGCAGGCACCGUGCAAUGAACCCGUAUUAUCCAUUCAGUGGCCAGAAAGACUGGGAAGUUGGGUCAUGGCUACUUCGCUCUGGAUUAAGCAUGGGGAAGAUAGACAGUUUUCUUUCGCUCGACAUGAUAAAGACCCUUCCGUUGUCGUUCCAUUCGGCCAAGGAGCUGCGUGGCAGAGCGGAAAUGUUGCCUAGUGGCCCGCGCUGGAUGUCUCAAGUAGUACCUACAGCACAUCCCACGAAAUCGCCCGUUGUCUUGUAUUGGCGUGAUCCCUUAGAUUGUAUUUCGGGCCUUCUCAACCACCCUGCCUUUCACGAUCAUCUAGACUUUACGCCUCGCAGGGUGUAUAGCACUGCGCAGCGGCUGUGCCGUGUAUAUUCAGAGUGGAUGACUAGUGAUGAUGCGUGGAAUAUGCAGUCGGCCCUACCAAGAGGUGCAACACUCCUGGGGACCAUCUUAUCGUCUGACAAGACGAAUAUAUCAACCAUGACGGGUGACAGAGUUGCACACCCCCUUCUGAUUAGUCUUGCCAACAUAGGCAUGUCCACGCGACUCAAGUCGUCUUCGAAUGCCUUUGUGCUUACCGCUCUACUUCCCGUCCCAAAAUUCAUCUACAAGAAAAAACGCAUGCGAGGCGUACUUGAGGAUCGCCUCAUUCACGAAUGCUUAGAUAUUGUUCUCCGUCCACUCAAGCUGGCUGCUCGCGAAGGAGUCAUGCUAUCGGACCCUGUUGGACACAGUCGCUACUGUUUUACACCACUUGCGAGCUACAUUGUCGAUACCCCGGAGGCCAUGAUGCUGGCUGCUGUUGGCGGGAAAACCUCCCCAGUCACUACGGCCAUGUACAAACAGUUUGGAGACCCUUUCCGUCAUGAGCCUCGCACACGAGCAACUACACUCUCCCAGCUGGACAUUGCGCGGAGUAAAGCUGAUCCCAACGACAUCGAGAUAUUUUUUCGCGAAGCACAGAAGUUUCGUUUGAAUGGCGUGAACGCACCAUUCUGGAUGGAUUGGGUCCUCAGUGAUCCAUCACAUUUUCUCACUCCCGAAUUUCUUCACCUCAUUCAUCGCGAGUUCUACGACCACGACGCAAAGUGGCUUAUUUGCGCAGUAGGUGAUACAGAGAUUGACUUUCGGUUCUCUGUGUUGCAGGCUGUCACUGGGUUCCGUCAUUUUCAUGGCGGGAUUUCAAAACUCAAACAGGUUACAGGACGUACUCAACGCGACAUUCAACGCUCGAUCGUUGCAGUCAGUGCGGAUGCAAUUCCUAGCGCAGUGAUGACUGCUGUACGAGCUCUGAUGGACUUUCGAUAUCUCGUACAGUCACCCGUAAUUGACGACAUCCUACUCGCCCGAAUUUCCACUGCACUUGAUCAUUUUCACGCUAACAAAGAUGCUAUUAUAGAGGGUGGAUUUCGUCGUGGUCAGCGUGGCGGCAUUAUCGAGAACUGGUACAUACCGAAGCUUGAGCUUAUGCAGUCCAUAGUUCCAAGCAUAAGGAACACUGGAGUUCCUCUGCAAUGGACAGCCGAUACCACGGAGCAUGCCCACAUAACGGAAAUCAAAAGUCCUGCUCGCUCGAGCAAUAAUAAUAAUUACGAUCCCCAGAUAUGUCGCCAUCUUGACCGUGCUGAUAAAUGCCGCCGCUUUGACCUCGCUAUGAGUCUGCUCGACAAUGUCCCAGACUCAGGGCAGCAGGAUCCAGAUGACGAUGAGAAGGAUGAGAAUGUUGAUUUCGAUGUGGACGACGAUCGCGAUAUCCCAGCAGACCUUCUUACGACAAUGAAACACCCUGGACAUUCGCGUCCAAUCACAAAUUACUUCGGAAUUGCCAAGGUCCUCCAGCACAGGGAAGUGGGGACAGUCCCUGUGCCAGUGCGCUCGUUCGUUGUCGAACGCACAGCGUUUCACCUCACCUACGAUCCUUCUAUCAGAAACAUAUCUGUUGACGAUGCUGCCAUCAAAAGAGCUGGACCUACUGCUUCACUUCCCUUCGACAAACUUCAAGUCUGGUUUAAACUUCGGGUGCAGGACACCGAUUUCCAUGAUGCUAGCAUCAUACGGCCUGCGCAGACCCUCAAUUGUGCACCUCCUUCUGAUCCCUGGACAUGUGGCCGGUAUGACACAGUCAUCAUUAACAAUGAGGCGAGGUACUUAUGGCCAGAAGAUGGUCUUCGUGGUCAUACGAUUGGCCAAAUCAGGCUUAUCAUGCGUGCUGUUGGAAAAAGUGGCACGAAUUGGUCAUGGAAGGACCACUUUCUGGUUUACGUGCAUCGCUUUGACAUUGUUCCUCAAAGCUCCGGUGCUGAUGAUCGUGAGCCAAGUACGCAGCUCCACUUGCUCAAACGAGCGAAGCGUUCGAAUGGCACUUGGGUGGGCGAUGUCAUACCUGUGACACAGCUCAGAGCACCUGUUAACCUUGUCCCUCGCUUCGGUGCAAGUGCGGACAACCGUCUCACCCCAUAUAAUAGCAUGGAACAUGCUUCUCAGUUCUGGCUCAACAGGUAUUGGGAUAAGAAUGUAUAUUUUCCCCUUUCCAUGUAG